GUCUUACACCAAUUCAACCAACGUUUUCUCUGUUCUUUGUUUUGCACAUUUAUAAACACAAAAACCAGCAAAUAAUUAAGCCAAAACUACAACUUAACUAUUUAAUUACAACUUACUAAAAGAAAUGGGUAGAGCUCCAUGUUGCGAUAAGGUUGGCCUUAAGAAGGGGCCUUGGACUUCUGAAGAAGAUCAAAUUUUGGUCACUUUUAUUCACAAUCAUGGCCAUAGCAAUUGGCGCGCUCUCCCUAAACAAGCCGGUUUAUUAAGAUGUGGGAAGAGUUGUAGAUUGAGAUGGAUAAACUAUCUAAAACCGGAUAUUAAAAGGGGUAACUUCUCUAGAGAAGAAGAGGAUUCUAUUAUUCAACUCCAUGAAAUGUUGGGAAAUAGGUGGUCUGCCAUUGCAGCAAGGCUUCCAGGAAGAACAGACAAUGAGAUAAAAAACGUGUGGCACACACACUUAAAGAAGAGGCUAAAGGAAUACGAACCCACUAAAUCAUCAUCACGUGGAAAAACGUCCAAGAAAAGUCGUGCAAACAAUAAUAACGCCGCCGUCCCCACCACCACAACUGACUCGAACACUAGUGGUGGAAACGAUAGUUUCCCGGAAAGUAGUAGUAUUGCAACUUCUGGGUCACCACAACAAUCUUCAACGACAACGACAACGACAACGAGUGACGACUACUUUUCAUCGGGAACUGAGGUAUCAUCAAGUGUCGAAUUAUUCCCUAACAGUGACACGAGUUUAUUUGGGUCGCCAAGUUUGGAAUAUCUACCAAUAAUCGAUGAGACAUUUUGGGAGUCGUCAUCAUCACAAGAAGUAGCAUUGGAUACAUCCGAAUUUGAUUACAUUGUGGAGGAUAAUGAUCAAAUUGUACAAUUUGAGUCAUUUUUAAGAGAAGAAGAUCAGGGUAAUUAUAAUAAUAAUAAUAAUUACAAUGGUAAUAAUGAGGGGGCGGGCCUAGUAAAUUAUGGUGAUGACAUGGAUUUUUGGUUAGAUGUUUUUGUCCAAGCUGGUGGGGCCCCUGAAUUGCCAGAUUUUUGAACCAAACUUUUCUUGCAUAAUCACAUGCAAUGAGGGCGGCUGGAGAAAAAGGACAUGGAAAAUAUUUACUACACUAAUUAUUCACCAUACAGUAACAAACAAAGUUUUUUUUUUAAUUGGUUAUUUAUUUCUUUUUGGAAAUAACCUUAAAAGUUCCUCUCUUUUUAUUGUAUAGUGUUUAUUUUAAUAUGAAAGGCUACAAUAGUCAAAAGUGUAUGCUUUUUUUGACCGUUAGAUAGUGAGGCUUGAAGAA
This is a messenger RNA of Spinacia oleracea (spinach), 1295 nucleotides long. Its product is annotated as transcription factor MYB30. The transcript has 3 exons. NCBI's taxonomy places the organism in Eukaryota, Viridiplantae, Streptophyta, Magnoliopsida, Caryophyllales, Amaranthaceae. The record is from RefSeq and is a predicted model, not a curated record. The coding region runs from base 125 to 1042 and encodes 305 amino acids.